Molecule: messenger RNA, 1856 nt
Organism: Anolis sagrei ordinatus
Lineage: Eukaryota; Metazoa; Chordata; Lepidosauria; Squamata; Anolidae
Gene: NSUN6
Product: NOP2/Sun RNA methyltransferase 6
Biological process (GO): RNA methylation
Molecular function (GO): RNA binding; RNA methyltransferase activity
Source: RefSeq, a predicted model, not a curated record
CUGAGAACUAUGACUCUUUUCCCCAAGAUUUUGCUAAAGCCAGAAGUUGAAGACUAUCUGAGGACUAUAUUUCACAAUGCUGAGCUUGUUGCAGCUAUUGGUCCACAGGAAGCUGAAAAGAAGUAUGAAUCUCUGUUAAAUAACUUAUCUCAUCCACCUGCUUUCACAACAGUACGAGUGAACACUUCUUUGGCAUCUGUGGAACAUAUAAGAGGUCUGCUUUGUGAAGAGAUCCACAAGCAAUAUGCAAGUCUUAGCGUUCCAGUUCUUCCGCAUCCACAGCUUCCUGACACCUUAGUUAUACCUGUUAUUGGUCCCAGAAAGGAUCUACAAAAAUUGGCAAAUGAAGCUAUUGUUGGUGCCCAGUGUGGGAGUGCGGUGCUUCGGGGAGCUCAUGUCUAUGCCCCUGGAAUUGUAUCAGCAUCAAAAUUUAUGAGAGCUGGUGAUCUGGUUUCGGUUUACUCUGACAUUGAAGGGAAAUGUAAAAGAGGAGCCAAAGAAUUUCUUGGGACCAAAGUUUUCAUUGGAAAUGGGAUUUCUGAACUAAGCCGCAGUGAAAUUUUUAAUUCUAACGGCCCAUUGAAAGGAUUGGGAAUAAAAAUGAUUGAGCCCAUUUACCUUAGUCCUUCAUUUGACAACUUGUUACCCAGUUAUCUGUUUUUACAGAAUUUGCCAUCUGCAGUGGUAAGCUAUGUUUUAAAUCCUCAGCCAGGAGAGAGAAUUUUGGACAUGUGUGCUGCUCCUGGGGGAAAAACAACCCAUCUUGCAACAUUAAUGCAUGAUGAGGGAGAAGUGAUAGCUCUGGACAAGAUAGCAGACAAAGUGAAAAAGAUUAAGCAAAAUGCUUCCCUACUGAAGUUGAAUUGUAUUAAGACAUUCUGUUGCGAUGGAACGAAGGCACUUGAAAUCAACAAGAGAGAGGAUGGGCAAGAAGGACCUCCAUUCUCCCCAGAAUCAUUUGAUCGAAUACUCCUUGAUGCUCCUUGCAGUGGGAUGGGGCAGAGGCCAAAUAUGGCUUUUUCCUGGUCUUUAAAAGAAGUGACUUCUUAUCAGCCUUUGCAACGCAGGCUCUUUUCAGUGGCAGUGCAGCUACUGAAGCCCAAGGGCAUCCUGGUAUAUAGUACCUGCACAAUUACACUCUCUGAAAAUGAAGAGCAAGUUGCUUGGGCACUGGAGACAUUCCCGUGUCUCCAGCUUCAGUCACAGGAGCCCCAUAUUGGGGGAGAAGGCAUGACAGGAGCUGGAUUGUCACCUGAGCAGUUGAAACAGUUGCAGAGGUUUGAUCCAUCUGAAGCAGUUUUGCAGGGAAUGGAUUUGAAUUCAUUGCAAAGUGUCAAGCAUGAAGAUUUGAUAUGUCUGGCAAAUAAGGACUGUAUAGGAUUCUUCAUUGCAAAAUUCGUAAAAGUGCAGUGAGGAUCCUUCAGGAACUUGCCAUACAAAACAUUUUUUUCUUCUUAACCUUUGGAAUAGGCUGAACUGUACCUCAUGCUGCAGCAGUGUUGCCAAGCCAACAGACUGACGGCACAGUUGCUAUAGCAGCAGUCAAAUCUGCCAGCUGUUUCCCUUGGGAGCGAUCCACAGGUUGAGGAAACAAGUCUGAGCGAAGGGGCAGCUUCUCUCUGGAAUGCUGCAUUUGGUUUCACAUUAGCACUAGGUCACUGCUUUUAGAAACUGGAUUGUUUCUUCACUUUGUCUAGGUGAUUUAGUUACAAAAAUCAGCAAUGAGCUGCACUACAAACCUGCAUUUGAAGCAUCACAGAAAAUAAAUCAUGAAGAUAACUAUCUUUUUAAAAAAUCUUGUUUACUGCUGUUUUGGAAUUAAAAUUAUUUUAUUAAAGGCAUAAUUUCAUAGAAAA